AUGGUUUUCUUAUCCGAUCGACGUAACAUUAGAGCCGCUUGGUUCAUGAUAACGAGGUUGCAGAGGUGCAAAGGCCAACUCAAGUUGAGCUGUGCAACGAUUUGUUCCAGCCUAAAGCCGUCCAUCGGAGUUGCUUGUCGAAGUUCGCUGGAGGAACUCGAAUUUGCCUUGCCUUUCUUCACAUUCAAGGACGAGAGCCGCAAGAUGGCGAGAGAGACCAGCCCUGGCCUCAAAAUCCUCUGGAUAUGGACCAUCGGCACUGCAGCAGUGCUGGUCACUAGUGUGGUGAGGACGAGGAUGAGAGACAUGGAGCAGUUCAUGAAUGCCGAGCAACAACAACCUCAUCUGAAUCAGCAACAAGAGCCGCAGGAGGCCAGCUCCGGCGAGUCGAUCGUUCUGGACGACUCGCCGCCACCGAAUCCGAGUGACGGAAUCGUUGAAGAAAUCAAGUCAUUAUAG
Molecule: messenger RNA, 459 nt
Organism: Linum tenue
Lineage: Eukaryota; Viridiplantae; Streptophyta; Magnoliopsida; Malpighiales; Linaceae
Source: the annotation of a GenBank genome assembly